AUGGUUGAUUGCAAUAUUUGCUACUGUAAUUAUAAAGAAGAAGAAUGCUACACACUUCCAAAUUGUCUUCAUCAAUUUUGCAAAAGCUGUCUAUCUGAAUAACUAAAAACAAAAAUAUAAUCUCAAUAAAUAGAUUUAUCUGAUUUUAAGUGUCCCUAAUGUGGUCGACUAUUUAAUCCUGAGAUUAUUGAGCAUUUCCUAUCACCAGAACUAUAUAAAAAGUAUUGUGAUUAUGCAUUUCAAUUUAAUAAAAUAAUGGGAUUAGAGGAUAAUGAAUUACUCACAAAUUGUUUAAAUGAAAAAUGUAUUGAAAAGUUUAUAAUAUGGAAAGAUGCAGAAUAUAUGUAAUGUCCCUCAUGUAAAAUGAAAUUUUGUAGAAAAUGUUAACUUGAAUAUCAUGCAGAUAAGGGAAUUUCAUGCGAAUAAUAAAAAGAACUACAUAAAGAUUAGUUUUAUAUUGAAAUGAAGAAAAAUUUAAAAAUAUGUCGAUGUCCAAAGUGCAAUAACAUGUGUGAAAAGAUUUCUGGAUGUAAUUUUAUGUAUUGCAGAUGCAAGACAAACUUUUGUUUUCUUUGUGAUGUCGAGCUAACAGAAGCAUACCAUUCAUCACAUUUUUAAAAAAAUGAUCCAUAUAAUAGCCCUUGCAGAGUUUGGUAUAAUGGAACUUGGGUGGAUCCAGAUAAAGUUCCAAAAGUUGAACCUGUGAAAGAAGAAGCUAAAGUUGUUUAAGUUAUCCCAGUUGAAGAAAAAGAAAACAAAUUUCCUUGUCCAAACUGUGGUAGUAAAAAUAAAGACGUGAGUCAACUUUAAUUUUUCGAUAAGGUUGUGUAAUGUUAAAGUGUCAAAUGUUAAAAUUCAACAUUUUGUAUCUCUUGUUAGAAAUCAGUGUCUAAUAAUGAUAUAAUAGGUCAUUUUAAUCAAUAGACAUUAUUAUGCAAAUUUAAAUGAAUAUUACAACACAAAUUUUAUGUUUAAUAAUUUUCAUUCAUUAUU
Molecule: messenger RNA, 993 nt
Organism: Paramecium tetraurelia
Lineage: Eukaryota; Ciliophora; Oligohymenophorea; Peniculida; Parameciidae
Exons: 3
Biological process (GO): protein linear polyubiquitination; proteasome-mediated ubiquitin-dependent protein catabolic process
Cellular component (GO): ubiquitin ligase complex
Molecular function (GO): ubiquitin-protein transferase activity; ubiquitin binding; zinc ion binding
Source: RefSeq, a predicted model, not a curated record